This is a messenger RNA of Cricetulus griseus (Chinese hamster), 338 nucleotides long. The record is from RefSeq and is a predicted model, not a curated record. NCBI's taxonomy places the organism in Eukaryota, Metazoa, Chordata, Mammalia, Rodentia, Cricetidae.
GGGUGGGACUGGCCUCAGGGAGACAGCAUCUUAUAAGGCAGCAGGAUCUGCUCUGAGAAGAGCAUUCAGCACUCUCCACCAUGAAGGGGACCCUGCUUCUGCUGGCCUUGCUGGUGACCAGGGAGCUGGGUUUCCAGAAAAACAAGACAAUAAUGCAUACCGUCAUUUCCCAAUUCAACCCGACAGCAGAGGAGAGGGCUGCUUUCGACAAAAUCCUGGAAUGCUACAAUGAGUUGGGAUUGAAAGGCAAAGCCAUGGAUGCAUCGCUUAUGGAAGCCAUCAACUUCAGCCCAGAAUGCAGGGAAUAUUAUACCAAAGAAAUAAUAGAAAAAUUCUAA